CAAAAGCCAGACAAAUAGUGAUGGAUAGAACAAGAGAGAGGAGAUUCUCCAACAAAGUUGUUAAUAUUUUGCAUAUAAAAAUUCACAUAAAAUCAAAUGAGGAAGGAAGAUUGAAAGAAAUCAGAAAAUGGAGUUUAUCAAGAGUGAAAGAGAUUGGGAGAGGGAAAUAGAAAGAGUGUUGUUUGUAUUAUGACAGAUUUUUCAUGUCUCUUCUCACGUAAGUUUCGUUUGUUUGUGUGAAAUUUCUUUUUCUUUUCCUGGGAUUUCUCUCUCUUUUAUGGACAAACUCUUCUUUUCUAUUCUCUCUCAAUAUCUGCUUUGAGAGAAUGGCCCAGUGAGCAGAUCCAAAAGUCCCCCAUUUUCUGUGCUUUUCAAGGCGUCUUUCAGAAUUCCCACUCUGUUUUUUCAACAUUUUCCUCAGCCUUAUCUUCGUUCAAAGCUUUUUGAUGAUGCUCACUUUUAUGUUUUUUCUUUGUGCUUGUCGGUAAGUGGAGUUGCAGGGCUCAAAGUUUUUGAAACGUUGAGCAAGAGCGAGUGAAUUACUGUGGGUUUUUGAGAAGGUGUUGUCUCUUAAUGGUACUGGAGGUGCCAAGUUGAUUUAUGUUAUCUUAUUGAUUGAAGUUAAUGUUCUGACUCUAAUGGCACUGCUGGGAAUGCAAGCGGACAUGCAGUAUAAAAGCUACUUUCCUGGACAUUAUUCCACUACAGAUCUUAACUUGGAUGCUGGUGGCUCGACAUGGCCCUUAAACAAUAUUGAUAAAACCUUAAUGAAAGGACAUGACUAUAAUGGUGCCUUGUUACUUCCCUCUCCGCAUCCGCAUUUGGUACAAAACAAGGAUGCAUUGAAGCAGAAAAUGCUCAAGCAAGAAGCUAUGUUCAAGGAUCAGAUCCGUGAACUACAUCGCCUUUACUUGAGACAGAGGGAAUUGAUGGAUGAAAUGAAAACCAAGUUGCUAAAACAUCACCUACAGCUGGAAACCUUACCGUCGAAUCCAUUUUUGUUGCAGAACCCCCUUGAUUUUGUCCAAAAGACAUGCCAUGCAUAUAGCUUGCAACAAAUGAACCCUGCUUGCUACCGAUCAUCUGUUUUGACUGCUGGAAACAACCUACCAUUGCCGUGUGUUAAAGAAGGAAAUAGCAUGUAUGCAGGUCCUAAACCUGCCCAAACUAAAUUCUUUAUAAAAGACUGUGAGUUAGAGUCUAAGUGCAAGAAGUUUGGUGAGAAGAUCUUGGAUCUUGAACUUCCACCUGAUGAGCACAUUGAUAGUGAAGAAGAGGGAUGUUUACCCAAGGCACAUACGGUGUUAGAUUAUCCUUUGAAGAGAAUUGAUGAGGUUGUGCAUAAGAGUAAUCUACAAUCAUGCCAUGGAAGUGGCACUUUCAACUCAGCUUCCCGGCGGGACAAUUUGACUCCUAGUUCUUUUUCUGCUAAAAGGAUUUGUUUGGCUGACUUGAAUGAACCGGUCAAGCUUGAAGAAGAGGCAGAUUCCAUCUACAUAGAUGUGGCUGACUUGAAUAAACCAACCAAGCAUGGGGAAGUGGCACCACCUAAACUCAAAUUUUUGGCUGACUUGAAUGAGCCCAUCAAGUUUGAGGAAGAAACAGCUUCUAUGACUAUUGAUUUUCCAAGUUCUGCUGGCGACAGGGAGUUCCCAUGUCUGGAUUUUUCUCAAAACUCUAAUUCAGGCCUCCAUGUUUUCUCGAAAGAUUUGAUGCAAAUUACCAAGAAAAGAAGUGAUCUUGAAACUUGUUCUGAAGGUUUACACCGGGAAACAAACAAAAAGGAAGAGUGGCCAUCUUCUGACAAUGAAGCAGGACAAAGUGGAAGCGAUUCCAUUUCCUUGCCUCCAGGUUUUGGUGGAGAGAGAUCCAUGUCUUUAGAAGAUGCUGAGCUCAAGCAAACUGAAGGGCAAAGUGGAAGUGAUUCUAUGUCUUUACCUCCAGGUUUUGGCGAACAGAUAUGCACAUCUUUAGAAGAUAUUGAGCUCAAGCAAACUCAAGAAUUUCCAAGGUCCAGCCUCAUCCAUCAGAGUGAGAAAAAAUCUUGCAUUGAAGGUUCAGAGAGCCUUGGAAGGGAAGUCUCCUCUAAUAGCUUUCCUGACAUGGAUUCUUCUUGUCAGCUUAUUUCUGUGACUGAUGUAGGGAAUUCUGAGGCAUCCUCAGUUUCAUCUUGGAGAAAACAUGUACAUGACGUUAUGCGGACCCCUAUAGCAGUUCAGGCACUCCCGUGCUUUAGCACAUCUACACCAUUGAGUAAAAAUUCUAAAUUAUCAGCUGCAAGCCCUCGGCUUAUUGGUAAGAAGUCUAAUGCACCUUCGAUCAGUUUUGAGGGCUCGGAUUGUAACAACAAUGAUUUGGCUUCUGAGCACCAUUAUCCUACAAAAUUCGUUAGACUUUCAAUGGAAGUGAAGCCUGUUAAGGAUAUUAAUUCUAAAUCAGUGUCAUGUAUCUGUACCUUGGGCGGAGAAAAGAAGCUUGAAGGUUUAACAAGAGGGUUGCCUUGGCUUAAAACAAAAUCAAUGUGUAAGAGGAAACGUGGUAAAAGAAGUGAGUUGUCAACUCGAGUGGAAUCUGUCUUAGAGCGAGCUAAUUUAUCAUGCAUCCAUGAUGUAGAGCUGAAGAAGGUUGAUGCAAGCAACAACUCAAGUGGCAAAUGCAUUCGAGGAUUUCAAAAGAUAUAUAACAAAUCUCCUCAGAUGUUGAAUGGCCACUCUUCAUCCCAUCACUAUCCAUCCGAAGAUGAAUACAUCAUGACUGAGGAGAAGGAUAGAGUUAGUGAUAUUAACUUGGAUUCUGAUCCUGUGAUCAAGUCAAAAAAACAGCUAUUUUGGAGUAAGGAUGUUGCAGGAGGUGGACUUCAAAAGAAAAGUUCAGAUUUUGAAGUCACUAUUGACCUGAACUCAAGCAUAGAUGAGCAUGAAUAUUCACCGGCAUUCUCUCUUUCAACAGAAAUGGAUUUGGAACCACCUGUGAGCCCAGAAAAUAAGGAGAGAUCUCCACUGCAGGGAGAAUCAGAUGAAAACGUUGAGAAACCUUUUCAGUUCUCUGAAAAGGAAGAUGAAGAUGUGCGAAUGGAUCUUGUUGGUAAUGCAAUGUGGGCUACAGUGUCAGGACAAGAAGGUGGGGAUAUGCUAGAUGAACUUGUUAGGACUGCAGCAAAGGCUAUAAUUUCCAUUUCGUCAUCUACAAUUCAAACUUGUUCAGAAAUCACUCCUCACAAGCCAUUUGAACCUUGUUGGAGCAAUGAGCUGUAUUGGUUUGCUGGGGUAGCUUGUUUAGUGGUUGAUGAUCCUGAUUGUGAAUUUGGAGUAGCUCUGAGUUGUAAGAACACUAAAGAUGACGAAGAGUGUCUGUCCGAUGGUCUUGACUAUUUUGAGGCCAUGACACUGAAGCUAACUGAGACAAAGGUCGAAGAACAGUGGGUUAAUAAGUUCAAUAACCAAAAAUACCGUAAAGAGGAAGAAACAGUCAAUACUUCUUUACUUAGUCAGACCAGGAGAGGCCGGAUGAGGAGGAGGCAGCAGCAGCAGGAAUUCCAAAGUGAAAUUCUCCCUAGUCUCGCUUCGCUUUCAAGGUAUGAAGUGACUGAGGAUAUGCAGACAAUAGAAGGCCUACUUGAAGCUGCUAAUUACAGUUGGGGUACAUUUGUGGCCAGAAAUUCUGGCAGAACUUCCCGGGCAAGGGUAAAAACACGCCCAUGUAUUUCUACUUCCAAUGUAACAGAGAUUAGUUGGAGGGAAAAGGGACUUGGGGAGGGAAAACUCAUCGGCUGGGGAAAGAUAACAAGGCGGCGAAGGGCACCAAGAUGUCCUGCUAGUAAUCGUCGGCUUAUUCAAGGCCAAGUCAACUGAAUACGCGAUAUGUUAUCGGCUUUUUGUGGUGAGGAAGUUUUGCACCAUGGGAUUGCCAUGUACAUAUAUCUACUCCAACAUGGUGUAUGGGAUUUAACCUUCAUACAGGAGACUAGAAGAGUUAUUGUUUCCAAAACUUUCAUGGUUUUUCAGUGGUAUAUAUAUUGAACAAUGUGAUUGUUUUGCAGAUGUUUCUAAAAAGCAAAUGAGAUUCAAGACAAAAUUGAAUCUCAUGAAAAGCUAUUAAUUAAGUUUUAGAUUGAUUCAUGGAGUUAA
This is a messenger RNA of Mangifera indica (mango), 4127 nucleotides long. RefSeq lists its product as uncharacterized. The record is from RefSeq and is a predicted model, not a curated record. Bases 639 to 3851 code for a protein of 1070 amino acids. The transcript is spliced from 4 exons. Lineage: Eukaryota; Viridiplantae; Streptophyta; Magnoliopsida; Sapindales; Anacardiaceae.